Molecule: messenger RNA, 6259 nt
Organism: Aphidius gifuensis
Lineage: Eukaryota; Metazoa; Arthropoda; Insecta; Hymenoptera; Braconidae
Product: homeobox protein 5-like
Exons: 18
Coding region: 588-6221 (1877 amino acids)
Biological process (GO): cellular response to hormone stimulus; positive regulation of transcription by RNA polymerase II
Cellular component (GO): nucleus
Molecular function (GO): nuclear receptor binding; protein dimerization activity
Source: RefSeq, a predicted model, not a curated record
CCACCCAAAUUUGGCUGAUCUGCGGAUUCGUUGCGUUUAGGUGUAUCAGUUUGUUUCGUAUAUACACCACGGUUUGUUUCCGUUUGUUAUAAUAAUAUUAAUAUACGAUAUUAAAAAGCCUUUUUACGCGACAUUUUAAGGCACCAAAAUAUAAUUCUAAUUCAUUAACGAUAUAUAUAUGAAAUUAUAAAGAAAAAAUAAAAUUCAGAUGGCCAUCAUCACAUUAUUAUCAAAAAUUGAAAAUAAUAAUAAUGACUGAUUGAUAAUUAAUGGAUGACAAUGAUAAUUAAGUGAUUGUGAGUUAAAAAUAUAAAAAAAAUAUAUAAUUAUUUUUGUGUUUACUAUUGUGUUUAAUUAAGUGAAAUAAAAAAGAAAAAAAAGUGAUUCAUUUUGGAUUAGUGUAGUAAUACAACAGUGAUUGAAUAUUCAAGUGCACGCAUAAAUAUUUACAGGAUAAAUAGGUGAAGUGUAAUGUGUAGUGUACAAGUAAACAAGGAUUAAAUAAUUAUUGAUAUAAUAAUAUUAUUAAAACGGAGAAUUAUCAUCAAACAACAAUAACGUUUACCCCCAAUGAAAGAAGUAGGCACAUGUCAAUUUCUGCUGCUGAAAAUGCUGGGCCUGGCCCUGGGGACUUGCAAGACCCAUUGUGGGUUAAAAUGAACGCAAUCACUGGAGGUACUACCAAGAAGAGAAAGAAAUCAGAUGCCAAGCCACAGUCACAACUUAACAAGUGCCUUAAUGAAAAACGACGACGAACACAGGAAAAUUUAUACAUCGAUGAACUUGCCGAGCUGAUUUCCGCAACAGAGAUGAGCUCUGGCAAAACUGACAAAUGCCAAAUUCUCCAGAGAACAGUUGAUCAGAUUCGCCAUAUAAGACAACAAGAGAGUAACACUAGUAGUAGCAGUCAUGCUGUUCAACAAGGCGAAGUUUCAUCUUCUAAUCCUAGCAUAUUAUCAAAUGAUCAAGUUGGCCCAAUUUUACUCGAGGCACUGGAUGGUUUCUUGUUCGUUGUAAACGCUGAGGGUCGUAUUGAAUAUGUCACUGAUAAUAUAAGCCAGUAUCUAAAUUAUACCAAAGAUGAUGUACUUGGUAAUUCAAUAUACAAUAUAAUGCAUCAUGGUGAUCAUCAAAUAUUUUUACCAAAUGUAUUGCCCGUGCCAAUAGCAUGGCAGAAUGUUAGUGAGCCACAAUUGCCAACACGUAAUCGUACAUUUAAUUGUCGUUUUUUGGUCAAACCACCAGAUGACAAGGACGAAACUAUGGAAGAAAAACAACAACGAGUAUCAAAAUAUGAAACAAUGCAAAUAUGUUCAGCUUUACUUCCAAAUAGUAACAAUAGUAAUACUAGUAACAGUAGUAAUAGUGUUAAUAAUGCUAAUGAUCGUUUAGAAAGUGUUGAUGUGUCAUCUGAAUCAUCAGAUAUUGGUCCAUGUAUAAUGUGUGUUGCAAGAAGAAUACCAAUUAAUGAAAAACCAAUAAAUACAGCAACAAUACAACAAUUUACUGUUAAAUUAGAUACAACUGGUAGAAUAAUUAAUGUUGAUACAAGUUGGUUUUCAAGUUCUUACUCAAAACAUCUUAACAAAACAGAAAUUAUUGGUAAAACUAUACAUGAAUUAUGUCAUCCACAUGAUCUUGUUAAAGUUAUUGCUCAUUUAAAAGAAAUACUUCAUAAUGGUGAAGGAAAAAGUGAUUUAUAUAGACUACGAAUAAGUGCUGAUAAAUAUCUUAACGUUCAAACAAAGUCAAAAUUAUUUAAAGCAAAUGUUAUGAAUGGUCAUGAAAGUGAUUUUAUGAUGUCAACAUAUUCAAUUAUUGAAGAGAGUGACUCAAUGCCUAUUGAAGGUAGUCAACUUUCCAACAAUAAUAACAAAUUGUGCUCAGGACAUUCUGGUAAUAAUUGUGUUAAUAAUAGUAUUAAUAACGGUCAUAAUAAUAAUAAUAACAAUAAUAAUAACAAUAAUAACAAUAAUAUUAAUAACAAUGUGGGUGGUCCAUUUAUGUCUGUGGUACAUGUGAACGGUCAAGUGAAUAAUAGUUUAAAUACACGUGGAUUAUUAUCAAGUAACAAUAGUAGUAGUAGUAGUAGUACUAGUAGUAAUAAUAAUAAUAAUAGUAUAAGUACAAGUAGUGGACAACAACAAUAUAAUACAAGUGAUGAGUGUAAUAAUUCAACAACAACAACAACAACAGCAACAACUACAACUACUACAACAACAACAACACAAAAUAGUAAUCCAUUUCAACAAUAUACAAAUAGUGUUGAUUUGGAAUAUGAAUUAUUUCCAAAUUCAUCUUGGGAUUUAGAUAGUAAUAGUGGUUGUGGACCAAUUGAUAGACCAGAGUCAAGAAAUACAAUAAAUUCACGACCACCUUCACAGCCAGAUCCAACAUUAUCACCGUGUCCGCCUCAGUCAGGGUAUACCUCAAAUACAACAAUGACUGCUGGUGUUAAUGCAACAUCUGCUGCUGCUUCAAUGCAUUGUAAUCCAUCUCAAGCAUACAGUCCAAACUCAAUGAGUGUCAGUCAUUCAUAUGGCAAUACAUUUCCCUUUAGCCCAAUUCAAGAAUCAUCAUCAUCAUCUUCAUCAUCCUCAUCAUCAUUAUUAGCAAAUAUCAUUGGAGUUGAUAAUAAUAGUAAAGAUAAAACAACAUUACCACCACCACCAACACCUCCACUAUUAACACCAGCAGCAGUAACAACAGCAACAACAUCAUCAACGAUAAAUGUUGUAUCAAAUUCAAAAAAAAUUGUUAAUACAGCUUUACCGGCAUCUGAAAAAUCUUCAAUGUCUCCAGUAACACUUGCCAUGUCCUCAACUACUGGACCAAUUACGACUACAGCAUCUGCAUCAUCGUCAUCUCCUUCAUCAUCUACAACAUCGUCGUCAAUUUCAUUGUUAUCAUCAACAUUAUCAACGACAACAACGACGACGACGGCGACGACAUCAUCUUCAUCAACGGUGGCGUUGUCACCAUCGUCAACAGGAACAGUAACGACAAUGACAACAACACAAGCUAAUAAUUUAUUAUCAACUUCUGAAUCAACACAAAAUAACUCAUGUACAACUGGUAGUAGUAGUAGUGGUAGUGAUUCUGGUAGACUCAGAAAUUUAUUGACAAAAGGUGUUAGUGCAAGUAGUGAUGAUACUCAAGAUAUUACUGAUGAUAAUACUGCCCAAAAUGAAAAUAGAAUAUUAAAAAAUUUAUUAAAUCAACAAGAUGAUGAUGAUUAUCAUCAUCAUGCAGAACAUAAUUCAUCAAAGUCACGUUCCAAUUCAAAUAUUCCAUCAAAAUCAGAACAUUCAAAAUCAUCACUUGGCAACAAUAUGCUAUUACAAUUAUUAAAUGAAAAAAAUAAUGAAGAUGAUGAUACACGAGCUGGCAUGAAAAAACAAAAUGAACUGUUGCAACAAUUACUUAAAGAUCCAGAUGAUGAGAGAAAACAAAUGUCUGAUUUACAUUUACGUGAUGGUGAUUCAUUGCUUAGAAGUCUUGGCUUUCCUAGUACGAGUUUAUCACCAUUACAUCCAAAUAAUUAUGAUCAUAGUAACCAUACUGGAUUAUUAUCAUCACAAAGUAGUGGUGGCGGUGGUGGUGGUGGUCAAAAAAGGCCUGGUGCUGAUGGUGAUAUAAAUAUGACAAUUAAACGACAAAUGGAUGGUUCACAUCAAGUAUCAUCAUCAGGCAACAAUAACAUUAAUAACAUUAAUAACAUUAAUAAUAGUAAUAACAAUAAUAAUAAUUCAACAAGUAAACUUUGGGAAAAAAAUAGAAUGUUAGCAUCAUUGCUUGCAAAACAACCGUCUCAACCAACGAUAAUUCCACCAAUACCAGCAUCUGUGAUAUCGGCAACUCCACAGGACAAGUUGCCAAAUGUUGCUGAUCGGUUGAAACAUCAGCAAAAGCAACAACAACAAUUACAACUUCGAAAACAGCAACUGCUACAACAACAGCAGCAACAACAGCAACAGCAGCAGCAACAGCAGCAACAACAACAACAACAACAGCAGCAACAGCAACAACAACAGCAGCAGCAGCAGCAACAACAACAGCAAGAACAACAACACCAACAACAACAGCAGCAACAACAGCAACAACAGCAGCAACAACAACAACAACAACAGCAUUCAGGAGUCUUGCAAGUUGCUGGUAGUACUGCACCAACAAUUUCAACAUCAGCACGUGCUUUAUUACAAAAUCAAUCGAAACAACUACCUCGCCAAUCAGCCAAUAUCUACCUCAAUCAAAUGCUAAGUCAUGAACGACUUCAGUUGAGUCAAAUGGAUUCAGAAUUUGCCAGUAGUGGUGAUUAUCAUGGAUCUAAUAAUGCUAAUGAUACAAUACAUUCUCAUACGUGGGACAAUUUAUUGUCUGAUCAGGAUCCAAUAAGUGAUGAUAUAUUGGAUCUUGUUAUGGAUUUUAUACCAGAUCAAAUUAUUGCUGAUUUAUCAACAACUGUUAAUUUAAUGGGUGUCAUUGAGACACAUCAAAAUAAUCCAAUGAAUGAAAAAAUGGCUAAAAUAAAUGCCAUACAAAAAUCACUUAUGUCAUGUGAAACAGCUGUUAAUCCAACAACUUCCACUAUAACAAUGUCAACAACACCACCGGCAUACUCAACAGCAUUGGCUGGAUCGUCAUCAUCGGUGACGACUACUCAUAAUUAUCAGCCACCUCCAAUGUAUCAACAGCAAACAAGAGCUAGAUUUACAGCAGCCCAAGCUAGUAUAAGACAAGCAACCUCACAAUUGUACAAUCAACGACGUAAUAAUCACAUACAUACGCAACAACAACAGCAACAAUUGAAACAACGAUUGCUUCAACAACAACAACAGCAACAAUUAUUAAUACCAUCAAAUGCUACAGCUAUUGAUCAAAUAACAGCAGGCAUUCAUAAUAUUGAUAAUUUAUUAAAUAAUACUGUUGCACCAAAUGUAACAUUACAGCGAUCGAGUGUUGUACCAGAUGCACAAAUGUCACCAGGAUAUGGAAGCUCCGUCCAAUUAACAAAUACAAACCGCCUUUCCCACUCUUUUCCUCAUCCGUCAACAAUGCAGCAACAUGGACAACCAGUAUCAGGAUCAGCAGCAACAGCAAGAUUAUCACCUCAUUCACCAGCUGCAAUGCUGUCAUACUCCCAUUCUCAGCCACUAUCACCCAGAAUUAAUCAAGGUGGUAACUAUGGGAAUAGCCCUCGAAUGUUUAAUGUUAAUCAGGCACGUGGACAACAACAACAACAACCAUCAAAUCAACAGUUACAACAAAGAUCAAUGCCAUCACCUGGUACAACGAUACAAGCAGCAAGACAAUCAUUUCCUGCUGCUGAUGCAUUUCCUCCACCUGUAUCACCAACAGCAACACAAUUUACACCAGUACCAAAUAAUCAACAACAAAAUUCAACAUCAACACCGUAUACUAGAUUACAGCGAACACCAUCAGCACCAACAACACCAACAACACAAUUGUCAGGUGGAGUAGGCUCACCUCGGCAUUAUCAACAAAAUAUUAAGAAAGAACAGCAACAACAACAACAACAAGCUCUUCUUUCACCUAGUCAUUCACGUGGAGGUCCAACAAUACCCACACUUAAUCACCAUCGUCAUCAUCACCAUCACCACCAUCAUCAUCAUCAACAGCAACAACAACAACAGCAUCCGGGGCAACACAAUUUACCAAACAAUGAUCAUUACACAAAUCAACAGCAACAACAACAACAACAUUCUUCCAUGAUUUAUUGUAAUUCUGGUGGUAAUGUUAGCACAACACCAGACAUACAUCGAAACAAUACAUUUUGUUAUGAUCAAAAUACUGUACCUGUUUAUUCAUCUGGACCUGAGGACAAUAACAGGUCCAUGUCAUCUAGUAAUCAUAACAGUCAUCAAAUGGGUGGUAGCAGUAGUGGAGGAAUGACAUCAGAGUAUGUACGCCAAGAAUUGAGAGCAGUUGUUGGAGCAAGAACACAACAAAGGGUGCCAAACAUAAAUAUCCAAAAUAAUUUAAUUGGCCAAGUACCACAGGAUGAACUUGAAGCCCUUGGUUUGGCUUUUGAUAUUCCAUCGACAGGUGAGGCUGUGAUUAGUGAUGGCCCUGCCAAGAGCUGGGCCAUUGGGAGUGCUGGAAGCGCCCCCUCCUCCUCCUCCUCUUCCAGGAAUACUAUGGAGGAAACGGUGCGAGGUGAUCAAAAAUCAUCGUUGCUCCAGAAAUUAUUGUCCGAGUGACUUUGAAAUAGUUUUAUUAUUAUUAAAAAAUAGUACAU